Molecule: messenger RNA, 662 nt
Organism: Eurytemora carolleeae
Lineage: Eukaryota; Metazoa; Arthropoda; Copepoda; Calanoida; Temoridae
Source: RefSeq, a predicted model, not a curated record
ACAUUUUUGAGUGUUUUCGAGAAUCCUUGAACCUUAGAGAUCUUGAACUUUCUGCUUCUUCAUUUGUAUCUGACUUUGAAACAAAUAUCAGGCAAACUUUUGAGGAAACAUUCCCAAAUGUUCCUGUUAAAGGCUGUUAUUUUCAUUAUGCAAAAGCCAUCUGGUCAAGAGUUAAAAAAAUUUUCAAACUUAAUUGGACGUGAUAUUCUGUAUAUCCCUGUAUUUGAAAUCUCUGCCCAUAUCUGUAAACAGUAUUGUUUACUUCGCUCUGAUAAUCGAGUUCCAUAUAGUGCUCCACUAACUCUUCUAUGGUUUGAAGAAACAUUUUUUCUAUCUGGACAUUAUCAGUCCAUUACUCCAACUGAUUCCAGCAUUAUAAUGAAGCAUUACAAUAGGAUGAAUAACUCAACAUAUCGAUUGUUUGAGUCUCAGGUUGCCAGGAUGACACUGAGAUCUGUCAACUCAGAUGUUGAGCAAAUUCAACAGUCUGAGAUCCAUAGUUCUGCAAUUAUGCAUGUAACUCCAACCUUGCUCCAGGAGAGAUUAGAUCAAAACAAACCAUCGACCCAGUGCAGAACAAAAAGAAAGUCCACAACAAUUUUAGAUAAUUCCAGCCCCAAAAGAACUAAACUGUCGGAUACAACAGAUAUUACUCAUCCAGA